AUGCAACACGCAAAAAUUCCAAAAGUUAUUAUUAUCGGUGCAGGUCCAGGAGGACUUAGUCUUUAUCAUGCUUUAAUAAAUAACAAAGAAAAGAAAGAAUUCGAUGUAAAAAUCUUCGAACGGGACUCUGGACCAGAAGAUCGAUGGCAAGGGUAUCAUAUUAGUUUGAAUGCUCCUGGAAUUGUAUCUCUUUUAAAUUGCAUACCAUCCUCAAUCGCUUUAAACCUUCCCAAAGCGAUCCCAAAUCCGAUACCUGAUGUAGAAUUCCACGGGAUCUCGAUCAGCGAUGAAAAUGGAAGUAUUUUAUUUCGACCACCACUUAAACAACUUAAAGAACUUUUCGAAAUCGAAAAAGCCACCGAUAAUAUCGCAAUCAUUUCUUAUCGUGAUAGGCUUAGAGAUGUAUUAAUAGAAGGUGUACCGGUUCGAUGGGGUAAAAAAUGUAUUGGGUACGAAGAAACUAAAGAGGGUAUAUGGGUAAAAUUUGAAGAUGGUUCACGAGAAUUCUGUGACAUCUUGGUUGGCGCAGACGGGAUUAAUUCUCCAGUUCGAAAACAGAAAUUACCUGAAUUGCAAACUUUCAAUUAUGGAGUAACUACAGUUAAUGCAAAUAUUCCUGUACCAAAACGUCUUAUGGACAGAUUAAUUAAAGUCAAUGGUAACAGUUUAAUCCAGGAAACCCUUGGUUUAAAGGGCGAUUGGACAUUUACUUUAUUUCGAUUAAUCCCAAUUGAACAAGAAUCAGAUGACACGAAUAAAAACGAUUCAGAUGAACUUCAUUACAGAUUAACGUUAGCUUACAUGUAUCCCAAACGAUUAGAUGAGUCCGAUAACGUCAAGGUUGAUGAUAAUGAUCCUGCAUCAGUUAUUGAGCAUGUCAAAGAAAUAAUUCGAAAAUUAAGGCCAGAAAGUGAAAUGACUGACGUUCUACUAGGAUUAUGGGAUUUGGCUCCUAAAACUGAUUCAGAAAAAGAAAAUUUUCCAUUCAAGACUUAUCUUCCUAUACAACGAAGAGAAAUGCGUGAUAUCGAUCCAUUAUCUAUUAAUACUUGGACGAGUAAUCGAGUAACAUUAUUAGGGGAUGCAGCUCACGCUAUGAAUCCCAUAUUUGGGCUAGGGACUAACAAUGCUUUUCAAGAUGCUGAUAUUCUCUCUCAAGCACUAUUGAAUGGUUCGUCGGAAGAUUUGAUUCCUUGUAUACAAAAAUAUGAAAAUGAAAUGCGAAUAAGGUCGUCAGCUGACGUAUUAAAAUCUAGAAAGGCCGCACUUAGACAAUCUACUCCUAUUGGAUCCACUAAAGUGGAAGAUACUUAA
Funneliformis caledonium is the source of this 1314-nucleotide messenger RNA. NCBI's taxonomy places the organism in Eukaryota, Fungi, Glomeromycota, Glomeromycetes, Glomerales, Glomeraceae. The record is from the annotation of a GenBank genome assembly.